UACCAAGAGCGAGGUCUCUCCGGCUGAACACAGUAUGUGUGCCGCUGAGUGUAACCUGGCAGACGAUGCAUCAUGGAAGAAGAUCCAGAAGAACACCUUCACACGGUGGUGCAACGAGCACCUGAAGUGUGUAAACAGGUUCAUAGGUGCCUCGUUUGACCUAAACGACAGGCUGACUAUCAUCGCCCUACUGGAGGUGUUGAGCCAUAAGAAGAUGUUCAGGAAGUACCACACCAGGCCCACAUUCAGACAGAUGAGGCUGGAUAAUGUCUCUGUUGCGCUCAAGCUUCUGGACCAGGAGAAUGUCAAGUUGGUGUCAAUAGACAGCAAGGCCAUCAUGGACGGGAAUAUGAAGCUGAUUCUGGGGUUGGUGUGGACCUUGAUCCUACAUUACUCCAUCUCUUCUCAUCUACUGGAGGACGGGGGCCAGGACAAGACCAAGAAACAGACCCCUGAGCUACGGCUGCUGGGGUGGAUCCAGGACAAUGUGCCCGAACUGUCUAUCACCAACUUCAGCCAGGACUGGCAGAAUGGCAAGGCUCUGGGGGCACUGGUGGACGGACUGGCCCCAAGCCUGUGUCCAGACUGGGAGAGCUGGGACAAGGUACAGCGAGUAGACAAUGCCAGAGAGGCUUGGGGGAUGACAUCUUACGUCAUUGCCCCAGAGGAGAUCAUCGACCCUCGUGUGGAUGAGCAGUCCAUCAUGACUUACCUCUCCAUGUUCCCCAAAGCUCAACUGAAAUCUGAAGCAUCCCUCAAACCCAAAUCAGUGACCAAGCCGAAAGCCUGUAGGGUGAGUGGCCGAGGGCUGCAGCCCAAGGGAGUGAGGGUUGGUCAGGUGGCUGACUUCAAGGUAGACACCAGUAGGGCUGGACCUGUGGAACUGGAGGUGCAUAUCAAAGGACCUGGAUGUACCAGUCAUACCGAAGAGGCCAUUGAUGACAUAUAUCACCCCGACACUGUGGGAAAACAUACAGUAGACAUAACAUGGUCUGGGGAGCACAUUCUCAAGAGCCCCUUUGAGGUUGACGUUGGUCCCAAAGCGGGCCCCCAGCUCGUCCGGGCGUGGGGUCCUGGUCUGGAGGGGGGCAUGGUGGAAAUGUCAGCUGACUUCAUCGUGGAAUUCAUCUGAGAUGAUGCAGGGAUGUUAGGCUUUGCCAUCGAGGGUCUCUCUAAGGCCAGGUUCGAGUGUGAUGACCAAGAUGAUGGCUUGUGUGACGUGAGGUUCUGGCCCACAGAACCGGGGAAAUACGCUGUGCAUGUGACCUGUGAUGAAGAUGAGAUCGAGGACAAUCCUUUCAUGUCCCACAUAAGCCCCAAUAAAAAUAAAUGCUACCCACACAAGGCGAGUGCCUCCCUGCAGUUACUGGGUCCAUUUGUUCUGCUCUAUUUAGCAUUUGGGUCAUUCUGCGCUUCUCCAUGUAUUUGGAACAUUCUGCGCUUGUCCAUGUAUUUGGAACAUUCUGCGCUUGUCCAGGGAUGCAGAAGUCUUGCAGCACAUGAAGGCAUUGAUGAAGUCCCAGUCAACGUGGAGGUGGUUCGUAAAGAGCUGGGCCUCUAUACUUGCUACUACACUCCAACCACUCUGGCCAAACACACUAUCUGUGUGACUUGGGGAGGGGUCAGUGUCCCUGGCAGUCCUUUCAGAACCUUCACCAUAGACUAUAGCAAGACUGGAGAGGUCCCAGAAGCUGUGGCUGUCAUGACGACAAGUGGUAAAAUGGAGCUUCUGGAUGUGACAGACAAUGGAGAUGGGACAUACUCAGUGGCCUACUCCCCUUCUAUGGAGGGUUCUCACUCUCUGGUUGUUAAAUAUGUCGAUGAGGAUGAAUUUUGCAGCAAGACUGGAGAGGCUCCAGAGUCUGUUGCUGUUAUGACACCUAGUGGUAAGAUGGAGCUUGUGGAGGUGACAGACAAUGGAGAUGGAACCUACUCUGUGGCCUACUCCCCUUCCAUGGAGGGUCCUCAUUCUCUGGUGGUCAAAUAUGCUGAUGAAAAUGAGUUUUCCAGGCUCCAGACAAUGACUUGGACUCAGGACGUGAUGGGCAGCAGUCCAAAUGGAAGCAAAAAGCUUCUCACAGAGAUGGCCAGCCUUCGCCAUGUGAACCGAACUGGACUGAUGCCCUUUGACAUUGUUAUGGCAUACAGCUUGACAGAGGGGGAAAUCAAAGGUGAAGUAUGUAUUCCAUCCGGUAAUAGGGCCCCGGCUGAUGUAACUGAUAACCGAGAUGGAACGGUCACACUGAUGUAUGAUCCCACAGAAGAAGGCCUCCAUCAAAUGCACAUCAAGGUUGAUGGCACUGCUCUCCCCGAGAGCCCUCUCCAGUUCUACGUGAACAAUGGCAGUAACUCUGACACUAUGGCACAUGGGGCAGGCCUAGUCUAUGGCAUGACAAACAAGAUCGCAGCCUUCACCAUCUUCAACAAAGACUCAACACACUGUAAACUGGACAUUUCCCUCGAGGGUCCGUCUAAAGCAGAGAUUCGCCUCAUGAACAACACGGUUUCUGGUGACUACAGCAUCCUAGUAGGACACAACAACGAGCACAUCACAGGAAGUCCCUUCACGGCAAGGAUCGCUAGUGUGGUUCCCCGGAGGUCCCGCAGGGUGAUGUUGGGCACAGCGACUGACUUCAGCCUGGACAUCAUAGAAGAGGAUAUCAGUCUGCUCACAGCCAGCAUCGUGUUUCCCUCAGGCCUGGAUGUGUCCUGCCUGCUGAAGAGGCAGCCUGACAGACACAUAGGUAUAUCCUUCAUCCCCAAAGAGGUGAGAGAGCAUCUGGUUAACGUGAUGAAGGAUGGUGUGGCCAAUAGUCCCAUCCCUCUCACCAUCACCCAGUUAGAGAUUACAGACCCCAGAAGGGUCAAGGUCUUUGGACCAGGGCUGGCGACGGGGCGCACCUUUGAGAUGUCAGACUUUGUUGUGGAUACACGAGAUGCAGGCUAUGGGGGUCUGACUCUGGCUAUUGAGGGUCCCAGUACUGUGGAGGUCCAGACAGAGGAGAUGGAGGAUGGGUUCUGUGUCAUCUCCUUCUGCCCCACAGAGCCUGGGGCCUACACCCUCUCAGUCAAAUUCGCAGAGGAACAUGUGCCAGGGAGUCAGUUUACAGCAGAGGUGACAGAGAGUGGCUAUGUCAGAGAAAGCAUAACCCACUUCCAGGGAGCUGCAACUAUCGCCAGUGUCGGCAACGUGUGUGGGAGUACCCUCAAAAUACCAGCUCUGUCUGCCAUUUUACAGGCCUGGACGCCCAGCACAUAUCUGCCCAUGAGUCCCUCUGGGGCCAUAGAAGAAGCAGACGUCACAGGCUCUGUGAGCUUCGUGCCCAGUGAGAUGGGUGUCCAUGCAGUUAGUGUGAGGUACAAAGGCCAGCAGAUCCCUGGCAGUCCUUACCAGUACACUGUGGGCCCACUAGGGGAGGGAGGACCAGAGAACGUGCAGGCUUGGGGACUGGGACUGCAGAGUGCUGAAGCAAGCAUUCCAGCUGAUUUCAGUAUCUGGACUCGAGAGGCAGGUGCCAGGAGUCUGUCGGUAACAAUGGAGGGCCCAGGUCAGGCAGAGCUCACCUUUGAGGACAGGGAAGAUGGCUCCUGUGGGAUCUCCUACGUUGCUCUGGAACCAGGUGACUAUGAGGUGUCAGUCAAGUUCGAUGACAAGCACAUUCAGGACAGUCCUUACCUGGUGCCAGUGUAUGGCCCUGCUGGAGAUGAUGCAUCAGGGUCGGGACAGACCAAAGGUAAUCUGAUGAGGAGAGUAAUCAAUGGCUGUUUGGCGUCCUCUCUAUGGUCCUCCUUCCAGUCUGAUGCCUGUAAGGUUGUCAGUAGCGGCCCAGGCCUGAAUGAAGCCUGUCUGGGAAGGAGAAACAUCUUCAAUGUGGACUGCAGCAAAGCUGGUAUAAACUUGUUCCUGGUGGGGAUGCAUGGCCCCACCAUGCCGUGUGAGGAAGUGUCAAUCAAACACCUUGGCAAGGAGACGGGCAGCUAUAUAUUGGCUGUGAAGUUGGAAGAGGAGCAUAUCCCAGGGUCUCCUUUCAAUGUCAUUGCCUCAUAAAGGUGGCUCAUUCAA
This is a messenger RNA of Coregonus clupeaformis (lake whitefish), 4063 nucleotides long. Its product is annotated as filamin-A. Gene Ontology annotation, biological process: actin cytoskeleton organization. Lineage: Eukaryota; Metazoa; Chordata; Actinopteri; Salmoniformes; Salmonidae. Gene Ontology annotation, molecular function: actin filament binding. The record is from RefSeq and is a predicted model, not a curated record.